This is a messenger RNA of Salvia splendens (bonfire salvia), 1131 nucleotides long. Its product is annotated as zinc finger MYM-type protein 1-like. The transcript has a single exon. Bases 1 to 1131 code for a protein of 376 amino acids. NCBI's taxonomy places the organism in Eukaryota, Viridiplantae, Streptophyta, Magnoliopsida, Lamiales, Lamiaceae. The record is from RefSeq and is a predicted model, not a curated record.
AUGAGUUAUCCACCAAACUCAAUAGAAGACAUUCGUAGAGCUUAUUUACUAAGAGGUCCAUGUCAACCACGCAAGCAUAAUUUCCUUUCUACAAGCAAUGGAAAUCGAAAACGUAAAUUUGUCUCACUUUGGUUUGAUGAAUUUAAGAGCUGGCUGGAGUAUAGUGUUACCAAGGAAGCUGCUUAUUGCUUAUAUUGCUAUCUUUUCUCAAGACUCCAUGGAAAUGGACAAGAUGCCUUUGUAUCUAAGGGAUUUACUGCUUGGGGCAAGAAAGAAAGAUUAAGAGAUCAUGUUGGAAAUCAUACAAGUGAGCAUAAUAGGUGUAGAUUAGCAUGUCAGGAUUUGAUGAACCAACCCCAGCACAUUGAAGUCUCUCUACUAAAGCAGUUAACACAAUCGAAGCUUAAUUAUCGUUGCAGAUUGAAUGCAACGAUUGUUUCACUUCGUUAUCUUAUCAUGCAAGGAAUGCCUUCUCGCGGACAUGAUGAGUCCGAAGAAUCCUUAAAUCAAGGUAAUUUUCUUGAGCUUUUGAAAGUUAUUACCUCUUGCAGCGAUGAGAUAUCUAGUGUUGUACUAAAAAAUGCUCCUGACAAUCUCAAACUAACAUCACCGAGAAUUCAGAAGGACAUCAUAAAUGCAUUUGCUGUUGAGACAACAAAACUUAUUGUACAAGAUAUGGGAAAUGAUUUUUUCUCCAUAUUAAUCGAUGAGUGUCGAGAUAUAUCAGUCAAAGAGCAAAUGUGUGUUGUGGUGCGAUAUGUGGACAAGAAUGGAUGUGUUAUGGAACGCUUUCUCGGUGUAGUGCUUGUCAGAGACACGAUUGCAACCUCACUUGAGAAGGCACUUGAUUCUUUGUUAUCUAUGUAUGAUUUAAGUGUAUCUAGUUUGAGAGGACAAGGAUAUGAUGGUGCAAGCAACAUGAGAGGUGAAUUCAAUGGAUUGAAAAGUUUGAUACUCAGGAGAAAUCCCAGUGCCUAUUAUGUACAUUGUUUUGCUCACCAGCUUCAACUCACAAUUGUCGCUGUUGCCAAAAAGCAUACAAGUAUCGGAUCUUUUUAUAAUGUUAUCAACCGUUUGUGUAAUGUUGUUGGAGGUUCUUGUAAGCGCAGAGAUAUACUUAGAGAAAAAUAG